CUGCCUACCUUAUCUAGGACUCGUCUCCUUCAAAAUUUCUCCACCAAAACCCAAAACCCUGUUCCCAAAAUGACCUCCUCGCCCUCAUCUACAACUCACUCUCUCAGUCGAAUCCCCUUGUACUCAAUUUCUCAUAGAGGCAAUAGCUCAAACAGGUUGUCGUCAAUUGGAUUCGCUUCUCAUUCUUUUUGUGAGACGAAGAGGAGCAUAGUGAUCGCAGGAGCGAAGAAGAAGAAGAAGGAGAAGAAAGAUUCUCAUAGCUUCUCUGUCAAGCCUGAGGAGGCUACUGGCCCUUUUCCAGAAGCUGUGCUUCUCAAAAAGAAAGUAGUGAAGGAGGAUGGAAGAGUGGAACCUGAGUUUGCUGAUGCUGAAGAAGAACAGCUGUAUGAUUUUCUCAAUCUUCAGCUUGAGAGCAAUCUGAAUCUGGAAAGAAUGCGUCAUUAUGAAGUCGUCUAUCUGAUCCAUGAAGAUUGUGUUGAUGAGGUCGACAGUGUUGUAUCAAAAGUUCAAGACUUCAUCAGAGAGAAGAAAGGAAGGAUCUACAGGCUGAACAACUGGGGCCUCCGAAGGCUAGCAUACAAAAUAAAGAAGGCAAAGAAGGCAAAUUACAUCCUCAUGAACUUUGAGCUCGAGGCACAAUGCAUCAACGAAUUCAAGACUUUGUUGGACAAAGACGAGCGAAUAAUACGUCAUCUCGUUAUCAAAAGAGACGAAGCCAUCACAGAGGACUGCCCUCCACCUCCGGAGUUCCACACUUUGAAGGAUGGAAUGGAUGAUGAUGAUGAUGAAGAGGAGGAAGAAGUAGAUGUUGAGUUUGACGAUUUAGAGUGGGAAGAUGGAGAUGAUGAGGGGUUGGAGGUUAGCGGUGAUGGAGAGAAUAUUAUUCUUGUUGGAGAUGAUGAGGAUGAAGAUGUUGAGGAUGAUUUGAAAAGGUCGAGGAGUUCUAGGCUUGAGAAAGUAGCAUAAAUAGUUUGCGAGCAAUAGAUGUGAGUCAUUAUGGUCAUGAGUUUUUUCAUGGUCUUUGUUACACACAUGAAGUUGUGAUGUGAAAAUGUUGUAUACUUAAUCAAGUACUGUACUGAAGUAAAUGUUUUUGCCUAAAGUCAACUAGUUAUUGAUUCGGGUCCCGUAAGUUUUU
Messenger RNA from Asparagus officinalis (garden asparagus), 1138 nucleotides. Its product is annotated as 30S ribosomal protein S6. Lineage: Eukaryota; Viridiplantae; Streptophyta; Magnoliopsida; Asparagales; Asparagaceae. The coding region runs from base 70 to 966 and encodes 298 amino acids. Gene Ontology annotation, molecular function: structural constituent of ribosome; small ribosomal subunit rRNA binding. Gene Ontology annotation, biological process: translation. The transcript is spliced from 5 exons. The record is from RefSeq and is a predicted model, not a curated record. Gene Ontology annotation, cellular component: cytosolic small ribosomal subunit; ribosome.